This is a messenger RNA of Plasmodium reichenowi, 1086 nucleotides long. RefSeq lists its product as hypothetical. Bases 1 to 1086 code for a protein of 361 amino acids. The record is from RefSeq and is a predicted model, not a curated record. The transcript has a single exon. NCBI's taxonomy places the organism in Eukaryota, Apicomplexa, Aconoidasida, Haemosporida, Plasmodiidae.
AUGAACAUGAUUAAUAUUGGAUAUUUGAUUUUAGUUUUAUCUUUUUUGUUAUUGGAAAAGACAUUUUAUGGUAGUGAUACCUUUAGAGGAUUUGAAGAUAUUUAUGUUAGAAGAAAAAACAAAAUAUGGUGUUGUAAUUUAAAUCAUGAAAAAAGUUAUUUUCAUAACAAAACUAUAAAUACGUCAUACAAAAAUAGAGUUUUAAAAGAAAGCAUUUUACUUAAUUUAGAUUUAGGUAUGAAGAAAUAUAAGGAUAAUACCAUAACCAAAAAGAAAACACCUGAAAAUAUUUAUAAAGAUAAAUAUGAAAAUAAUUAUGAAAUGAAAUAUGAUGAAGAUAUUGCUAAUAAUAUGAGUGAAGAAAAAAGAGAUGAAAAGGAAGUGAUUGAACAUCAAGAAAUAGACGAAAAAAAAGGAAAACAAUACAAAAGUGAUAUAAAUAAAACAGUUAGUUUAUCACAUCUUAAACAAUAUAAAAAUAUUUAUGUUAAUAACAAUAAUAAAAUAAAAAAAAAAAAAAGUAUAAAAAAACAUUUACCUUCAUAUAAUUUAGAAAGGAAAAGUAAUAAGUAUCUUAACUUUUUACUCGUAGAUAAUAGAAAUGAAUCUUAUACCUUUAUGGUGCCUAUGAAAUUUUAUAUAAAUGAAGCAAUAUAUAAUAUUUCAGAUGAGGAAUAUAAUAAAUUAAUGGAAGAUAAUAAUGUAGAUGUUUAUUUAAAUAAUGCCUUGGUUGAAUACAAAUAUGAAAAUUUCGAAAUAAAAGAAGGCGAAGUUGAAGGAGAAGUUGAAGGAGAAGUAAAAGAAAAUAACAUGAAUGAGGAAGAAAAAGAUAAUAAAGAUAAGGGAAAUGAAAUAAAUUCAAACAGACAAGAUGAAAACACUGAAUUUCAAGAAAAUGAUAACAAUGAUAGUGUAAUUAUGAAAUAUACCAUUAUUAUUUCAGGAUUAGUUCUCUUAUGCUGUAUCAGUUUUAUUAUUUAUUAUUUUGAUAUUAUACAAAAGGUAAAAAUGAAGCUAAAUAAAAAAAGAAAAUCUAAUGCAACCAUGGCAAUAAAUAGAGACAAAAAUCAAGAGGAAUUUAUGUGA